This is a messenger RNA of Lepus europaeus (European hare), 2070 nucleotides long. It is a transcript of the gene HGFAC, whose product is annotated as HGF activator. Gene Ontology annotation, molecular function: serine-type endopeptidase activity. The record is from RefSeq and is a predicted model, not a curated record. Gene Ontology annotation, cellular component: extracellular region; rough endoplasmic reticulum. Bases 48 to 2006 code for a protein of 652 amino acids. Gene Ontology annotation, biological process: blood coagulation; zymogen activation. NCBI's taxonomy places the organism in Eukaryota, Metazoa, Chordata, Mammalia, Lagomorpha, Leporidae. The transcript is spliced from 14 exons.
GCUCUGCUCCCGCCCCCUGCUACCCCGCACGCCAGCUCACGGAAGCCAUGGGGCGCCGGGCCUGGGUCCCCUGCCCCUACCCCCGACCCAGGCUGUGCCCCCUCCUGUUCCUGCUGCUGCUGCCCACAGGGGCGCAGCCUGAGGCCGGCAGGAACUACACAGAGCCCCCAGAACCCAAGACCACAGUGACCCCUGGGACCCCCGUGACCCUGGCGACCUCCGUGGCCCCCGAGACCCCAGCCACCAGUGCCCAGGAGACAGAGGGACCCCGAGGUGGGGGGCUCCCGCCCCUGCCCAGGGCAGUUCCGUCGAGCAGUGGCCCUGGGGGCCCAGUGCUCACGGAGGCCGGGCAGCCCUGCAGGUUCCCCUUCCGCUACGGCGGCCGCAUGCUGCACUCCUGCACCGCGGCGGGCGGCGCCCACCGGAAGUGGUGUGCCACGACUCACAACUACGACCGGGACCGGGCCUGGGGCUACUGCGUGGAGACCCCGCCCCCAGAGGGUUCAGCUGCUGUGGAUCCCUGCGCCUCCAGCCCCUGCCACAACGGGGGCUCCUGCUCCCACUCCCAGGACCCCGCGUCGUUCCACUGCACCUGCCCCGUGGCCUUCACCGGCAAGGACUGCCGCACAGAGAAAUGCUUCGACGAGACCCGUCACGAGUACCUGGAUCUGGGCGAGCGCUGGGCACGCGUGCACCGUGGCCACGUGGAACAGUGUGACUGCGUGGGCGGCCGGGCUCAGUGCCAGAGCGCCCGCCACACAGCUUGCAUGAGCAGCCCGUGCCUGAACGGGGGCACCUGCCACCUCCUGGUGGCCACCGGGACCACCAUCUGUGCCUGCCCACCCGGCUACGCGGGUCGCCUCUGCAACGUCGUGCCCGCUCAGCGCUGCUUCCUGGGGAACGGCUCCGAGUACCGCGGCGUGGCCGACACCGCCGCCUCGGGCCUCGGCUGCCUGCCCUGGAACUCCGACCUGCUCUACCAGGAGCUGCACGUGGACUCGGUGGCCGCUGCGGCCCUGCUCGGCCUGGGUCCCCACGCCUACUGCCGGAACCCGGACGGGGACGAGCGGCCCUGGUGCUAUGUGAUGAAGGACCACACGCUCUCCUGGGAGUACUGCCGCCUGGAGGCCUGCCGCGAGUCCCAGGCCAGAUCCCAGCCCCCGGUCUCCGAGGUGCUGGUGACCCUGGCUGAGCCGGUGGCAGCUGGACGCCCCAACUGCGGCAAGAGGCACAAGAAGAGGAGCUUCCUGCGGCCCCGCAUUGUGGGCGGCUCCUCCUCGCUGCCCGGCUCCCACCCCUGGCUGGCCGCCAUCUACAUCGGGAGCAGCUUCUGCACAGGGAGCCUGGUGCACACCUGCUGGGUAGUGUCUGCUGCCCACUGCUUCUCCAACAGCCCCCGCAAGGAGAGCGUCACGGUGGUCCUGGGCCAGCACCUCUUCAACCAGACCACGGCCGUGACGCAGGUGUUCGGCAUCGAGAAGUACAUCCCCUACUCCCUGUACUCCGUGUUCAGCCCCAGCGACCACGACCUGGUCCUGAUCCGGCUGAAGAAGAGGGGCGAGCGCUGCGCCGUGCGCUCCCAGUUCGUCCAGCCCAUCUGCCUGCCCGAGCCGGGCAGCGUCUUCCCCGCCGGACACAAGUGCCAGAUCGCCGGCUGGGGCCACGAGGACGAGAACGGGAGCGGCUACUCCAGCGUCCUGCGGGAGGCACUGGUGCCCCUGGUCGCCGACCACAAGUGCAGCAGCCCCGAGGUGUACGGCGCCGACAUCACGCCCAACAUGCUCUGUGCCGGCUACUUCGACUGCAAGUCGGACGCCUGCCAGGGCGACUCGGGCGGGCCCCUGGCCUGUGAGAAGGACGGCGUGGCCUACCUGUACGGCAUCAUCAGCUGGGGCGACGGCUGUGGGAGGCUCAAUAAGCCCGGCGUCUACACCCGGGUGACCAACUACGUGGACUGGAUCAAUGACCGGAUUCGGCCUUCCAAGCGGCCUGCGGCUCCCUCCUGAGCCCCAGGGGUGCCUCCCACCUGCUCUGCAGGCCCUGCCCUGGACAAUAAACAGAAUCCCACCA